Cokeromyces recurvatus is the source of this 956-nucleotide messenger RNA. RefSeq names its product TLD-domain-containing protein. Bases 134 to 682 code for a protein of 182 amino acids. Gene Ontology annotation, biological process: response to oxidative stress. NCBI's taxonomy places the organism in Eukaryota, Fungi, Mucoromycota, Mucoromycetes, Mucorales, Mucoraceae. The transcript is spliced from 7 exons. Gene Ontology annotation, cellular component: nucleus. The record is from RefSeq and is a predicted model, not a curated record.
UUUUUUAUUUUUUUAUUUUUUUGCCUCAUAUUAUACCUAGUAAUAAACCUUACACAUAGCAAAUUACAUUUAGUAAUUAACUUGAUUAAAUUAGAACUAUACAUUUGAUUCCAUAAAAUAUUUUAGACAAAUAAUGAGUGAACCUAUUCAACUUACAGGACGUAGAACGGAUACAGACAUUGUAUUAACAGAGCAAAUUGCUAAUAAAUUAAAAAUAGAAUUACCUCGGCGUUAUCGAUUAACACAUGAAAUGAAUUUAUUAUAUAGUAUAGACCAACAUGGGAUAAGUUUAUCCACAUUGUAUCGACUAAUGAAAAACAAUAAAGGUCCGUGUAUAUUGGUUAUAAAAGAUGCAGAUGGAAAUAUUUUUGGAGCGUUUUUAAGUGAGACGUUAAAACCUAGUACACGUUAUUAUGGCACAGGUGAAUGCUUUCUUUGGAAAUGGAAUUCAAGUGAAUCUCAAAUUAAAGCAUAUCAUUGGACUGGUAAGAAUGAAUACAUGAUACUUACAGAAAUGGGUUUUAUUGCAAUUGGAGGAGGUGAAGGUGUAUUUGGGUUAUGGAUAAAUUCCGAAUUAGAAAAGGGCUAUAGCCAAACAUGUCCUACUUUUGAUAAUGAAAGGUUAUCACCAAAACCAGAAUUUGAAUGUGUAGAGUUAGAAGUAUGGGGAUUUCGUAUAUGAUGAGCAACGACAUUAUUUUUUUUUUUUUUUUUUUUUGCAGUUGAUAUAUAAACUUCUUUCAUAAUACAUAAAUAACACACAUAGAAUCUCCCGGAGCUUAAAUUUAGCUGUCUUCUUUUUUUGGUAAAUUGGAUACGUAUGCAAUACUUAGACAAGUAGAUGGAUGACAGGCGGGAUUUAGCGGGAAUCAAAAUGAUUGGAUAAUUUUUAUUUCAUCGUAAUAUGACUCCGUAGCAUAAUCAUAUUCGUCAUCAUCAUCUUCAUUAACCAUCUU